AUGUCUCAAGAUGUCGAAAAAGCCAGCUCGUCUUCCAUGGAGAACGUAAACGAAUGUCACCUCGACAAAAGUACCUCGAGCAGCUCUUCCAAUGAUACAGAGCUCGCGAAGCCCGAACCCCUACCCCAAUCACGAUAUCAGCGAUUGAUCGCAAGCUUGAAAAAUGUCGAAAGUGGGGGCAUCGGACCUGUUCCGUUGGAAGAACGAGAGCCAAUUACAUCGUCAACAACGCUUCAUAUGCUCCUGAUGUGGUUCAGCAUGACAUUGGCCACGAAUAACAUUAUUGUGGGAUCGAUGGGUACGUUCGUCUUUGGUCUCAGCUUCAAGGAGGCAGCCCUGUGUGCUGUGUUUGGAUGUCUAGUGGGAAAUUGCACAGUUGGAUUUAUGAGUACAUGGGGACCGAGGAGCGGAAAUCGCACAUUGAUCGUGGCACGGUAUUUUAUGGGUUAUUACCCCAGCAAAGUGUGCAUUGUUCUAAAUCUCUUCACCAACAUCGGAUAUAGCAUGGUGAACAGUGUGAUUGGUGGACAGAUUCUGUCUGUUGUCUCGGGUGGCCAUCUCUCCGUCAUGGUGGGCAUAGUCAUCGUUGCCGGUACCAGUUGGGCCAUGGCUUCAUUCGGCAUGAAACUCUUCCAGCUCUAUGAGCGAGUUGCUUGGUUACCGCAAUUGCUGGUGAUAUGCGUGAUGGUGGGCUCCGCAGGCCCUCAUUUCGACUUCAACUUCCAAACCCAAAUGUCAACGGAGCACGCAACCGCGAAACGUCUCACAUUCUUCUCUUUGGGACUGUCUAUUGCCCUUGGCUGGGCCCCGCUCGCCGCUGAUUAUUUCGUCAACUACCCACCCCACAUCAGAAGCUCACGAACAUUCCUGGUGACUGUCUUCGGCGCCACUAUGGGCAUGUCGAUCGUCCUUCUUAUGGGUGCUGGUCUUGGGACCAUCAUGUCCAGCUCGCCGCAUUACGCUAAAAAGUACGGCACCAGCCCCGGAGGCGUGUUGAUGACGGCGUACGACGGUCUCGGUGGAUUCGGGAAGUUCUGCGCCGUCAUCAAUGUCCUCGCGCUGGUUGCUAACAAUACCCCCGGCGCCUACUCAAUGGGCAUGAACCUUCAAAUGGUUGGUGGUGCAUUUGGGAAAGUUCCCAAGUCGGUCUUCACGACUCUUGCGACGCUUGUUUAUGGCGCUUGUGCGAUGGGAGGUCGGAAUCAACUGUAUGAGAUUUUCAAAUCUUUCCUGCCCCUGAUUGGAUACUGGGUUAUGAUUUUCAUUGUGAUUGUCUUGGAAGAAAAUUUCAUCAUUCGCAGGAAUAAGAGAUAUGACUGGUCGCACUGGAAUUGCCGUGACAAACUGCCUUUGGGUAUUGCAGCGGGAGUUUCUUUCCUUAUUGGCUGGGCUGGUGCAAUUGUCGGCAUGUCUCAAGCGUAUUAUAUCGGUCCCAUUGCACAGGUGGCCGGCGAUGCUGAUCUAGGUCUCUGGCUGGGAGCGGGCUUCACAGCGGUAUGCUUCCCUCCAUUACGCGCAAUGGAGAUCAAAUUUAUUGGUCGCUAG
Messenger RNA from Penicillium paradoxum, 1545 nucleotides. RefSeq names its product purine-cytosine permease family protein. Lineage: Eukaryota; Fungi; Ascomycota; Eurotiomycetes; Eurotiales; Aspergillaceae. Gene Ontology annotation, molecular function: transmembrane transporter activity. The coding region runs from base 1 to 1545 and encodes 514 amino acids. Gene Ontology annotation, cellular component: plasma membrane; fungal-type vacuole membrane. Gene Ontology annotation, biological process: transmembrane transport. The record is from RefSeq and is a predicted model, not a curated record. The transcript is spliced from 4 exons.